Messenger RNA from Closterium sp. Naga37s-1, 399 nucleotides. Lineage: Eukaryota; Viridiplantae; Streptophyta; Zygnematophyceae; Desmidiales; Closteriaceae. The record is from the annotation of a GenBank genome assembly.
AUGCUGGACCCGGGGUUGACGCCCGAAGGGCCGCACAGGCUGCGAGGGGAGGGCAGGCACCUGCUGCAGCCGUUCCGGUUAGUGGAAUGGGGUGGGUGCUACGUGCAUUUGGGGCAGUUCGCCCCGCUGGGUUCGGAGACCACAGCAGCAGAGCUGCCUAUCUAUCCCAACUACGUGCAUUUGGGGCAGUUCGCCCCUCUCGGGUCGGAGACCACAGCAGCGGAGCUGCCGGGCGACUGGGUCAGCAUUGGCAGGUGCACACAAUGGCUCUGGUACUCCGUGUAUGCCAGGUGGGUGUGCUGUGCAGUAUGGGGGCAUGCAUGUGCUUUGAUUGGAGGUCCACGCAGUGGCUCUGGUACUGCGUGUACGCCAGGUGGGUGUGCUGAUGAUGACGUGUGA